Xyrichtys novacula (pearly razorfish) is the source of this 11464-nucleotide messenger RNA. The record is from the annotation of a GenBank genome assembly. NCBI's taxonomy places the organism in Eukaryota, Metazoa, Chordata, Actinopteri, Labriformes, Labridae.
GAGACACAAAACACAUAGAGGUAUCAACAAGGAGGGUGAGGAAAAGAGAGAUAACAGAGAGAGGGUGUGGAAAAGAUAGAGAGGUAUAAAUCGAGUGAAGGCGAGGGAAAGGGAGAUAUAAAUAGAGAGAGGGUGAGGAAAAGAAAGAGUUAUAAAUAGAGAGAGGGUGAGGAAAGAGAGAGAGAGAGAGAUAGAGAGAGGGUGAAGAGAAGAGAGAGAUAUAAAUAGAAAGAGGGUGAGGAAAAGAGAGAGAUAUAAAUAGAGAGACGGUGAGGAAGAGAGAGAGAGAGAUAACCAGAGAGAUGGUAAAAUAGGGGGUGAAGAGCGAAGAGAGGCACUGUGUAGAGAUUCAGGGGCGUGUCACAGCGCUGCAUUUUCCGAGCUGCAGCGAAGGCGUCACGGUCUCUGGUGUAACGUGAGCGGAGGAGAGGCUCGUGCUGCUGAUGCUCUGCGCCCCUCCCCCUCCUCCUCCUCCUCCUCCUCUCUGCUCUUCAUCUCUGCUGCUUUCUCUCUUUGCACAGACCAGGCCGCGCACACCGACACAUCCCGGACUAACACACCCAGAACCGGAUUACAGCCAGACCAGCACCGGUCCAGACCCAUCAGCGACCAUCAGCGGGUAAAUACAGGAACACAAGGCGCGUGUAUGUGUAUGCGUGUGAGUGUCAGUGUGUGUGAGUGCGUGUGUGUGUAAGCUGGCCUGCAGUCUCAUAGUGAUGGAGGUUAGAGUCACCUUUAAUGUGAUGAUUGAUCACCUGUAAUCAACUGAUGGAUCAUGAUGAGGUCAUUAAUGGUGGGUGAUGUCACCGAGCUCAGAUUCAAUAUGGUCAUGUUUCUGUUUCUCUGCAGAGCUCUGAGCCUCUAUUAUUUACCUCUACAUCACUGCUGCAUGUGUGUGUGUGUGUGUGUGUGUGUGUGUGUGUGUGUGUGUGUGUGUGUGUGUGUGUGUAUGUAUAAAUAUCUGUGUUUUGUGUGUGUGUGUGUGUGUGUGUGUGUGUGUGUGUGUGUGUGUGGUGUGUGUGUGUGGAGGAUUCCCCUGUGUAAAAACCAGCCUGCAUGCUGCACUUUAGAAAAACACAGGAGGAGGAGGAGGAGGAGGAGGAGGAGGAUGUUCGUAGAAACAAAUGCUGAAUUAUCGGCAGCUUCAGAAUCAAGAGUCAGUGUGUUAAAGCACUGAACACGGAGCCUGAUUAAGUCUGCUGGUGAUGGUUAUUAACAUCAUCGCUGUCUUCUCUGUAAUAUAAAUCAACAACAUUAUCACCUUCAUCACAGUAUAUCUAUCAGAUCAGAGCUGAUAGUGAAAAAAGGAGUAAGCAUGGUCAUUAGACAACGCAAUCAGCCACAAUUCACACUCGACUGGAAAAAUAACAUGGGCUUAGCAGUAGUUAAACACAGACAGAAGAGGAGUAAUACCACAGACAGAAGUGGGGUAAUAACACAGACAGAAUAGGAGUAAUUACAGCACAGACAGAAUAGGAAAAAUAACACAGACAAAAAAAGGAGUAAUCACAUAGGUAUAAGGGCAGAAAACACAGAAAAUAGAGGUAAUAACACAGACAGAAGAGGGAUAUUAAUACAUGCAAUACAGUCAUAAUAACACAGACAGAAAAUGAGUUAUAACACAGAAAGAAGAGGAGUAAUAACACAGAUAGAACAGCGGUGGUAACAUAGACAGAAAAGUAGUGAUAACACAGACAGAAUAGUAAUUACAGUAGUUACAGCACAGACAAAACAGAAGAAAUGACAGACAAAAAAGGAAAAAACACAGAGAAUAGAGGUAAUUGCACAGAGAGAAAAGGGGUAAUAAUACAUACAAUAUGGUCAUAAUAACACAGACAGAAAAUGAGUUGUAACACAGACAGAAGAGGAGUAAUAACACAGACAUUACAGAAGGUAAAACACAGACAGCAAGGAGUAAUAACACAGAAAGAGCAUAAGUUAUAACAGAGACAGAACAGGAGUAGUAACACAGACAGUACAGGAGUUAUAACACAGACAGCAAGGAGUAAUAACACAGACAGUACAUAUGUUAUAAAAGAGACAGUACAGGAGUAAUGACACAGACAGAACAGGAGUUAAAACUGAGACAGUUCAGAAGUAACUAUACAGACAGUACAGAAGUAACACAACAACCAGUACAGGAGUUAUAACAGUGUGAGUACAGGAGAAAUAACACAGACAGUAAGGUAUUAAUAACAGAGACAGAACAGAAGUUAUAAGACUGACAAAAAAGGAGUACAAACACAGACAGUGCAUGAGAAAUAAUACAGUCAGUACAGUAGUUAUAACACAGACAAUUCAUGGGUUAUAACACAGAGAGUACAGGAGUUAUCACACAGAGAGUACAGGAGUAAUACAGGAGUAAUAACAAAGACAGUACAGGAGAUAUAAGACAGACAUUACAGAAGUUUUUACGCACAGGAGGAUUUACACAGACAGUACGGGGGUUAUAACACAGACAGUACCGGAGUUAUUGCACAGACAGUAAAUGAUAAAUGUCACAGUCAGAACAGGAGUUAUAACAGAGACAGAAGAUGGGGUAAUAACACAGACAGUACAGGAAUUAUAACACAGACAAUACAGGACUUACAAUACAGACAGAAGAGGAGUUAUAACACAGACAGUCCAGGAGUAAUAACACGAAACGGGGUAGUAACACAGACAGUCCAGGAGUUGUAACAGAGACAGUACAUGAGUAAUAACACAGAUAGUACAUGAGUAAUAACACAUAAUAGGAGUAAUAACACAGACAGAGGAGGAGAAAUAACAUGGUUAGUACAGGAGUAAUAACACGGCCACCACAUGAGUUAUUACACAGACAGAGGCGUGGUUAUAACACAGUCAGUAAUAACACAGACAGUACAGAAGUUAAAACACAGACAGCAAGGAGUUAUAACACAGACAGUACAUAUGUUAUAACAGAGACAGUACAGGAGUAAUAACAUGGCCACUACAUGAGUUAUUACACAGACAGAGGCGUGGUAAUAACACAGUCACUACAGUAAUAAUAAUAAUAUUGAAUUGUGAACUUUAUCAUGAAAGAAAUAGAAUUUUUUGUGUUUUUUGUGUAUUGCUUCUUUGCUGAGUCACAUGCCCUUUUCAGUCUUCUCUCUUUUACAUGUCAUAUAUGUUACAGUUUGAUUCCCUGAUUCCAGUCUAAUUUGCACUGAAGUCUCUGUAUCCCAGAGCCAAACCUGCACCCUGCAUGACAUAAAAAUCCACCCAUCAGUAAACUGAAAUUGAGUUAACACAAUAUCAGAUACUGAGUGGUUAUAUGGCAUAAAAAAUAAACCAUUCAAUAAACAAAUGCCCACUAAGACGAAUAUACAUAAAACAGACACUCUGGAACAGUGUCUAUAUAUUGACCUGACCCCAUGACACCACCCAAAUCAUGUGAUUGGUUCAAAAUAUCAAAUAAGAAACCAAUUUUAUCAGAAUCUCACUUGUCACAAAGACUGAACUCAGGAUAAAAAAGGAGACAAAGAGACAGAAAACAGAGAUUACAGAGAGACAUAUUAGACAUGAGAGACAGGGGGGAAAAGAAACAGAGAGACAGAAGACAAAAGGAAAAAGAUAAAAAAGAGAUAGAAGGACAGAGAGACAUAAGAGACAAAAGGACUGGGAUACAAAGAGACAAAGUGACUGGGACAGAGUGGCAGAGAUAGAGAGGAGAGACUAAAGACAGAGAGAGGAAGAGACAAAGACACUAAAAGACAAGGGAAGACAAAACAACAUACAAAAAAACUGAAAGACAUAAAGAAACAAAAAGAUCAAGGACAGAGAGAUAAAGAGACAAAAAGACACAAAAAGACAGAAUGACAAAGAGAUGAAGGAACAGAGACAGAGACAAAAACACACAGAUAUGAAGAGAUGACAAAGAGACAAAGUUAAGGACAGACAGGGAGAAAAAAGACACAAAGAGAUAAAGUGACAGAGGCCAAUAAAGACAAGGACAGAAAGAGACAAAAAAGGACAAAAAGGCCAAAGACAGAGAGACAAAAACACAGAUAUAAAGAGAUGACAAAGAGACAAAGUCAGUGAGUUGUCUGAUAGUUUUCAAAUAAAUCUGAUUUUAACAUCUUUUGUAUUUUCAGAGAAUCUGACCUUUUUGUUUACUGUCUGUCAUUACAUCAUUCUUUAUUAUUUCCAUUUGUCCUCCAUCAUUUCUGAGUCUAUAUUUAGACAGAGUGUGAGUGUGAGAAGACGAACGUGAAAACAAUCUUUAUUUAAACAGGUGGAGGAGCAGAGAGCAAUUUUAUAUUCAGCUCAUAAUUCAAUGCAGGGUUCACCAACUGGAGUAAAUCUAACUCUGUCUUCAUUUCUGUCUGUGGGACACAUACGCACACACAUAAAUAUAUAUAUGUACUCCUGUUUCAGUGGGAGUGUAGAGGAUCUAAAGCAUACAUAGAAAAAUUACAGAGGCUGAUAUUUACAACCUUGAUUCUAUCAGUUAGGCUGCUGUGUAAAAUUUGAUGCUCUGUAGAUAAUGAUGUAGAAACCAUUUAAAGUCUGUGUCUUAAUGAAAAUGGUGUGAAGACCACAUAUCAGACUGACACUGAAAAAUGUUGUUUAAUUAGACAUCUGUCAUCUUAAAAAUCUGAUUCCAUGAAUGUGUUUGUUAAAAGUUGGUAAAAAAAAAAACCAACAGGUUAUGAGACACUCAAAGCUGUCUCCUAGAAGGAAAGAUGGAGAGACUGAGUGAGAAAAUAGUUCAACAGUUUCAGAAAAAUGUUCGUAAGUGUUAAAUGUGAAAGAAUGAGUGAAUUUUAUCAUCUACAGUACAUGGUAUCAUUCGAAGAUUCAGAGAAAAUUCUGUACAAAAGGGACAAAGACCAAAACCAGGACUAGAUGGUCCAGAUCUUUAGCCCCUCAGGCAGCACUGCAUUAAAAACAGACAGGACUCUGGAGUGGAAGUCACUGCCUUUUUUAAUGUGAGCAUGCUCAGUGGAGCAAAGAGCCUUGGGUAAUUAACACCUGUGAGUUCCAGAAUUUAAUCAGGAUCAAACAAAGACAGUCAGAUACAGAGACAGAGACUGAAGAUGAUGAAGUCACUUCUGGGUAUAACCCCCCCACACACACAUAAACUGAUGUUUUUUGGCAUUGUGUGUUGUUGUGUGUUGUUGUGAUCAGUGUGAUUAUCUAACCCUCUCACAGGAGAACAAAGCCUUCAGGUUUUGUCAUUUUUUACAGUGUAGGAGGUCCUGCCCACCUUUGAUUAAUAAUAGACUCUAACAACCUGAGAGACUGUUUGACUCACUAUGUGUGUGUGUGUGUGUGUGUGUGUGUGUGUGUGUGUGUGUGUGUGUGUGUGUGUGUGCGCGCACGCAUGCUGAAGAGAGACAGGAAAUGUGGGGUGUAGAGAGUGAGGGAUGAGUGGAGGCUGGGAAUCAAACCGACAACCACUGGUUCUUUGACAGGACUGACUCUGUGGUUUAUCGCUGCGCACUGACAUGAAGUUAACCAUUGGAGUUAUUAAUUUUUGUCGAAGUUAUCUAGUUACUUUCCCCCUGUGCAGCAGUGGGACACAGUUUGUUGACUUAAUUUAUUUAGUUAUCUGGUUAACAUAGUUUCGGACCUCUCUCCCUGCAGCAGUGAGCCCCAGCCAAGGCCGGUGGGCAUGGUUUUGGAGGGCAGCUCAGAAGCGCUGUGUCCCCCCCCAUCUCUGGAGCUGAGGCCAUCCUGCAAUAAGAGCCAGCCCUCUCCCCCGCUGGGCUCCAGCUCUCAGCCCCACGACGGAGUCUUCCUGGAGGACAAGGAGCCCGUCAAGUACGGGGAGCUUAUCGUCUUAGGGUAAGACAAGUUACCAUAGAAACUAUCACUGAAACAGGGGUCAUCUUAAAUGGUAAAUAGACUUUGUUUAUAUUGUCUUUUCUCUGGUCUUCUGAACCAUAGACUGUAUUUACUAUGGACUGCCUUCCUCCAGGAAACAGAUUUGAAGCCAAAUUGCUUUCUGUAUUUCCGCAAUUUAUCUACAUUUCCUGAAACCAACAUUGCGCAGUAGUGUUGUACGCACUUCACCACUUGUAGCAUUGUGCGCAUUCCGUGAGAGAGUCGCCGAGAGUCGCUGUAAUGACGCUCGGCUCAAACAGCAUAUCAUCCCCUAGAUGAGCUACACAAUCUUUGUAUGCCCAUAGGCUGUAUCAAGUGUCAAUCACAGAAAGCAUGAACCCCCUAAUAACUUUUAAAAAAUGGAGCUGCGCAGAAAAAAAGAGGACUUGAGCACAAACCAGUCUUACAGUAACUACAUGUCAACAUCGCAACUAAGGGAGAGAAAAUUUAGGUUCUGUGUAAUGACGUUCUAAAGUUUGUCCACAGCUCCAUAGAGAUUGCUGGAGGAGGCAGAAUUUAUGAUCUAUAUUGCAGCCUGUCACCAGAGGGUGCUGUUCUCGCGGUGGCUUCAUCCAGCAAGGAGGCAGACGACAUCUAUUCUAUAUGCAGUCUAUGUUCUGACCACUCAUGUCAGUUAUUAAAAGAAUAAGUGUGCAUGGACACUGGCUUUUGAAGGACAGUCUUCAGAGAUCUGAUCCUGGUCCACACCUGGACAUGGUCCAAACAUAUCGGCUCAGGAUGAAAGAAGUUAAAUAAGAAUAACCAUUUAUCUGUAACUUUAACCAGAAUCAUUAUCAGAACCAGAACCAAAAUCAGGAGUAGAACCAGAAUCAAUAUGAUGCUAAAUUUGCUCCUCACUAAUACAACACAGUUAUUGUAAAAUCUCAAGAAUACCACGUUUGUUACAUUAUUAUCUUUUUCACAGUAGGGUUAGCCUUGUUUAUAUAUCAUUAAAAUACUCUGUUCUGAUAUAAAUCCUCUUUCAGACACAAUGGGUCUCUGGCUAAUGGGGACAAAGGUCGCAGAAGAAGUCGUCUGGCUCUCUACAAGAGACCAAAAGCAAACGGAGUCAAACCAGAUGUUAUCCACAACGUGUCCACACCACUGGUGUCCAAGGUAAGUCACAACACCUCGGACCGCAGACAGAGCAUCAAAAUGUAAGCAUGCCAACACGCCAUUAACAACAAGUCUGUUGUCUUUUACAUGUUAGCAUGCUAUUGUGUGAAGUAGGGAGUCAAACAGCAAAAAAACAGUUACUCAGAAAAUCAUAUAGACAGCAGCACCAGAGGGGAGCUGAAGAUCUGUGCGCUUAGAGUCAAAGAACCAUUCAGGCCAUGAGCAGUUCCCUCGGGAAGCCUGCAGGGGGCAACAUCUCAAAACAAAAACACCUACACGCACGGAGAGAGCUUACCUACCUACCAAACCUACACAAGAUCGAUUUCAUCAAACACACCCUCAGUCUGUUUUUCUGUUAGAAGGUCAGAGCAGUCAGAGAGCUGCAGUGGGUGAUUAACUCUGAACACGAGCAGGUAAUGUGUCCAAACAUGAUCCUCCACAUUCAUGUAAAACCAGCCUUUCUGGACUGUAUUUGAAAUCCAGUUUUUGUCCGGACAAGUCCCUACUCUAAAAACAAACGUGGCUUUUAUAAUUUAACGUUAGCUAAGUUUUCCUCUCUUGUGCGGGAAGACAUGAUGAAGUCAUCCAGUUGAUGACCUCACCAUGAUGAAGUCAUCCAGUUGAUGCAGUCCCAUGCUUUAUGACUGUAUUUGCUCCAGUCUGAAGUGUCAAGUCACACAGCGUUUAAAACCCACAGGAUUCAACAUGAUGUACCAGAACAUAAUAACUGAUAAUCAGUCCCUUGUUAGCUGAAAUAAAAAGUUUGUGAUGAGUUUCCGCACAGCAGCUCCCUCUUGUGGCAAUGCAAUAUUAAUGUAGAAACCCAUGCAGCUUUAUGCUGUCAGACUAACCACAGAGUCUUAACUGAACGAACCAGUUCACUACAGCAGUGACCUGCAUCAUGUGACCUACAUCAUGUGACCUUACGUUUCUGUCCACAGGCACUCAGUAACAAAAGUCAGCACAGCAUCUCGUACACUCUGUCACGGAGUCAUUCAGUCAUCGUGGAGUACACACACGACACCAACACAGACAUGUUUCAGGUGAGUGUCAACACACACACACACACACACACAAACAAAUACAAACACACAAUUGUGAUUAAUCUGUUUAGUUUUUGAUUAAUCGGCUGAAGUUUGAAUAAUUAGUUUCAUUUUGAAUAACUUUCCAUCCCUUAUUUCCUCUCUGUCUCUCUCUCUCUCUCUCUGCCCCCCCAUUGCAGAUUGGGCGCUCUACAGAAAGUAUGAUUGACUUUGUUGUCACAGAUACAGCAGGCAGCAGUGGUCAGGGUGGGGGGGUGGCAGGUGAGGGAGGGGGCGGAGGACAGUCAGCUCAGAGCACCAUCUCUCGCUAUGCCUGUCGCAUCAUGUGCGAGCGCAGCGCCCCCUACACUGCCCGAAUCUAUGCUGCUGGCUUUGACUCCUCCAAGAACAUCUUCCUGGGGGUGAGUGCGCAUUUUUGUGGUCAGGGUUAGGGUUCGGGGGUUGGGGGGUGGGUAUGUAUGGGUCAAACAUCAUAGCAGUGAUGUCAACAUAUGGAGCAGGUGUGAACGAUCACUUACAAAUGACUAACAAAUUACUAGCUGACCACUAUGAGAUGACUAAUAGAUAACUAACUGAUCAACUAGACAUCACUAAUAGAUAACUAACAGAUGACUAAAAAGCAGUUCUAGAGAUUUGUUGGAUGUAGGAGUUGAAGGAUCUAUCUUGGUCCAAAAGAACUCCCUGAUUCUUAACUGUGGUGCUGGAUGCCAGACUGAUGCCAUUUAGUGCAGUUUCAUCCUUAGAAAAUGCCCCUCUAAGAACUUGUGUCGUCAUGAUAGAGUAGCAGAAAGUUUCUGGUCAUCCAGGUCUUUAUGUCUUUAACACAGGCUUCAGGUGAAGUAGAUAUGUUGGUUUCUUUUGGCUUCAGUUAUGGGUAUAACUGAGUGUCAUCUGUAUAACAGUGAAAAUUUAUGGAGUAUUUCCUGAUAAUGCAUAGUGCAUAUAUAAGGUGAAAAGGAUCGUUCUUAGCACUGAACCAUGUGGAACCCCAUAACUUACCUUGGUCUUCACAGAAUUUUAAUUAACAAAUGAAGAAUCUGACAAAUCAGAUUUAAACCAAGCUAGAGCAGUUCCUGUUAUACCUAUUUGUAGUUUAAGCCUUUGGAACAGGAUCUUAUGAUUCAACGUAUCAAAACGGCACUGUGAUCUAACAAAACAAGUACUGAGAGAAGACCACUGUCCAAGGCCAUCAGUAGGUCAUUUGUCCCCCUCAGUAGUGCAGUUUCAGGGCUAUGGUGGACUCCAAAUCCUGAAUGAAAAAUCCUCAGAUGAACUGUUACUGCUGAGAAAGUCACAGAGAGGAUUAGUUCCUACUUUCUCAGGCAACUUUGAAAUAAAGGGGAGGUUUGAUACCGGCCUAUAGUUUCUCAAAGAGCCUGGAUUGGAUUAAAUUUUAUCUAAUCUAAUCUAAUCUAAUCUAAUCUAAUCUAAUCUGAUCUAAUCUAUUUGAAUCUAAUCUGAUCUAAUAUAAUAUAAUAUAAAAUAAUGUAAUAAAAUAUAAUAAAAUAUUAAAUAAUAUAAAAUCUAAUAGAAUCUAACACAACAUAAUAUGAUAUAAUAUAAUAUAAUAUAAUAUAAUAUAAUGUAAUAAAUUUAAAUUUAUCUUAUUUAAUUUUAUAUAAUUUUAUCUAACCUAAUCUAAUUUGUAAUUUUAGGUCCUGGGUCAUUGUUAUUUUACUCAGUGAUUAUUAUUGUUUAUAUAUCCCUACACAAGAGUCAGAACAAUGUGUUUUUAUUGGCUGACAGCUAAUCAGUUUUGUUGACACGACAAAUUUCACUCUGAGCUAAAAAUAGAAGAACUACUCAGCAGAAACUCUUCAUCUGACCUCUACAUCUGUGUGUGUUUGUGUGUGUGUGUUUCCUGUCAUCGUGCGGCAUGUAGGAACGUGCAGCAAAAUGGCGAACGUCUGAUGGGUUGAUGGACGGUCUGACGACAAAUGGCGUGCUGGUGAUGCACCCGGCGGGGGAGUUUGUGUGUGAGCCAGCGCCGGGUGUGUGGAGGGAAAUCUCUGUGUGUGGAAACGUGUUUGCACUGAGGGAGACUCGCUCCGCCCAGCAGAGAGGAAAGCUGGUGAGGAAAAAAGGGCUGAUGGGAAAGUGAGUCCUGUGUCUGUGUGUAUGUGGUCACAUGACCGGAAGGUGCUCACCUGUGAACGCUCACAGCUCCACUCCACACCUCCCCCAGAUCCUGUCCUACCUGGAGCUGAGGGGAAACGCCGUGCUGUGGACGUUUGUGAUCAGUAAAAAUGUGGAAAUAAACGUUUGUGUCUGGAUCAGUAGUAAAAUUUAAUGAUUUAGAAGAUCAUUUAAAACUUUAAAAUCAUUUUCAGAGCGUUGAAAUUGAUAAAUAAUAUGUUACAAUAAGACUGUAAUUUAUCUCUAAUGAUGGAGCUGCAGAUCAUUGAUUUUUUCUUUAAUGAUCCAAAUUAUAGAUUACUUAUUAUUAUAGUUUAUCUGAUAUCAUGAUCUUCUAAUAUCAACCUGUAUACCUGUCAGUCCAUAACCAGUGUUACCUAAAGACAGCUAACUUGCAGUGUCACAACUUUGGUUUUAUUUCAUUCCCGGCCUAAUGAAGGUGAUGAGGAUAAACAUGUGGAGCACAGUGCCACCUGGUGGUCAUGUGAGAGUGUAACCUUAUUCCUGUAGAUAACCUCGAGAUGGUUUACUUGUCAAUCAGCUGAUCAGCUGUUUAACUCCCUCCUCCUCCCUCCUCAGGUGGAGAAUGAGUCAAAUACUCUCCAGGACGGCUCUCUGAUCGACCUGUGUGGGGCCACGUUGUUGUGGCGGACCCCCACAGGCCUUCGUCACACCCCCACCCUGAAGCAGCUGGAGUCCCUGCGGCAGGAAUUGAAUGCGGCACGGCCACAGUGUCCAGUGGGCUUCAACACGCUGGCGUUUCCAAGCCUGGCUCAGCGGGAGAUCGUGGACAAGAAGCAGCCGUGGGUGUACAUGAACUGCGGCCAUGUGCAUGGGUAUCACAACUGGGGCUACAGGAAGGAGAAGGGCCCUGCUGGCCCUGGGGGCACCGCGCCUCCCAGCACCGGAGAAAGGGAGUGUCCAAUGUGCCGCCGCGUUGGCCCCUAUGUGCCACUCUGGCUUGGCUGCGAGGGGGGGCUGUACCUGGAUGCAGGACCCCCAACCCAUGCUUUCUGCCCGUGUGGCCAUGUUUGCUCAGAGAAGACCGUUGGGGGGUGGAGUCAGAUCCCAUUACCCCAUGGCACCCACGCCUUUCACGCCGCCUGCCCCUUCUGCGGCACCUGGCUGACAGGUGAGCAGGGCCACAUUAAACUCAUCUUCCAGGGGCCCGUCGACUGAGACCGGGUCCCCUGGUGGGCAAGGGGAGGGGCUUAAAGACUUCAGAGACAAAAACUGAAGAAGAAGAAAAGUUCUGAUAAACAGACGACAUGACAAGCAAACAACAAAUAAAACGUCUGUACGUGGAAAUGUGUAAAUAAACAGUGUUGUCAUGGAAACGA